GUGCGCGCCUUCCGGCCCCUCCCUAUGCGCUGCCGGCGGCGAGACCGGCUGGCGUCCCCCUCGCGCGGAGCCGGGCCGGCUCCUCGGGUUCCGCGCGCCGCGAUGAAGUGUCACUACGAGGUGCUGGGGCUGGCGCGCGACGCCUCUGACGAGGAGCUGAAGCGGGCGUACCGGAGACUGGCGCUGCGCUGGCACCCAGACAAAAAUCUAGAAAAUGCUGAUGAAGCAGCAGAACAGUUCAAAUUAAUCCAAGCAGCAUAUGAUGUACUGAGUGAUCCUCAAGAAAGAGCUUGGUAUGAUAACCACAGGGAAGCUCUGCUGAAAGGAGGGGUUGAUGGAGAGUAUCAAGAUGAUAGUUUGGAUCUGCUGCGCUACUUCACUGUUAACUGUUACUCUGGAUAUGGUGAUGAUGAAGAGGGGUUCUUUGCAGUCUAUCGUCAAGUUUUUGAAAAUAUUGCAAAGGAAGAGAUGGAAUAUAUAUCUCAGGAAGAUAUUGAAGAAUUCCCUACUUUUGGAUACUCUCAGAGUGAUUAUGAUAAGGUAGUCCAUCCUUUUUAUGCUUACUGGCAGAGUUUCUGUACUCAAAAGAACUUUGCUUGGAAAGAGGAGUAUGACACACGGCAGGCAUCAAACCGUUGGGAGAAACGAGCUAUGGAGAAAGAGAACAAGAAAACUAGAGACAAAGCAAGAAAGGAGAGGAAUGAACUGGUUCGUCAGCUAGUGGCUUUUAUUCGUAAAAGAGAUAAGAGAGUACAGGCACACAGAAAACUCAUAGAAGAACAGAAUGCAGAAAAAGCUAGGAAAGCAGAGGAGCUCCGGAGACAGCAAAAACUCAAACAAGCUAAGCUUGGUGAGCAAUAUAAAGAGCAGAGCUGGAUAGCUAUGUCUGAUCUAGAGAGAGAAUUGCAGCAGAUGGAAGCACAGUAUGAAAAGGAAUUUGGAGAUGGAUCUGAUGAGGAGGAGGAAAGAGAGGAACAGGAGCCAAGAGAAGGAAUAGAUGAUAAACUGAGUGAUGAAGCUGAAGGCAUUGAAUUUUAUGACGACUUGUACUGCCCUGCUUGUGACAAAUCCUUAAAGACCGAGAAAGCAAUGAAGAACCAUGAAAAGUCAAAGAAGCACCGAGAGAUGGUAGCGCUGUUACGGCAACAGCUGGAGGUGGAGGAGGAGGAAUUUUCUGUAUCUACAGAUGACAAAAAUGAAGUGAAUACCAGAGAAGAUGAAGAAAUGGAAGAAACACCCAAACAGAAACUCUCCAAGAAGAAGAAAAAGAAACAUAAAACAAUGACGACGUAUGAAGACUCUUUCAACAACAAAACUACAGAUGACGCUACAGUUGAACAAAAAGAAGCUGACAGUGCAGACCGGGAGGACAGCAUAACAGAAGAAUUGGAAAAUGUUGGCCAAAGAAAUACUGCUUCUGAAAAAACAAGUGCUGCAGAAACUGUAGAUGAAGUUAAUGAACCAAAAAGUGAAGCAAAAAGUACCAGCUUCUGGCAGUCAGCGGCUUAGGGAUACCCAGGGUAGCUACAAGGACAUACGGAGCCGGGUAGGGAGCCUGCCAGCCCUGCCAACCCUCCCCAGCACCACCAGGGGUCCUGGGCUAUGCGCCACUACCUGCUUUCUCCCUGUCAGCAUCAAUGGGGGUCCUGGGCUGCUGCCCACCCAGCACCUCCCACCCAGCACCUCCCACCCAGCACCUCUGAGGGUCCUUGGGCCACCCCCCCAGCAUCUGCAACACUCCCGGGCCACCCCCCCAGCACCUGCAACUCCCUGGGACCACUCGCCCCAGAGCACCGCCAGCCCAAGUUUUAGUCAGGGGUAUAUAGUACAAGUCCUCAGCAGGUCACGGACCGUGAAUUUUUGUUUACUGCCUGUGACCUGUCCAUGACUUUUACUAAAAAUACCCAUGACUAAAAUAUAGCCUUAGUUAUUUACUAAGCAUUGUGGAAUCCUUACCUCCCUUACUCUCCAGCUUUAAGGAAGUGAAGUGAAUGAGACAACUGCUGCUUCACCUUCCUUACAUUUUCAGUACACAGCAAAGAUACGUAUAUUCACUUGUAUAGUGCUUCCUUUCCCAGUAAAUCUGUAAGGCCCUGUGCAUGCGCUUUUUUGUGAAAGCUCACAUUUGGCCCAAACCAAAACACAAAAAGGCAUGUCUCCUCUGCGCAGGCUACUUUCAGGUCUAAUGCCUAACUCCAGCUGUUUCAGUACUUUAACUGUUUAGAUUUCUUUUAAUGCUAACAGAUUUGUAAAGUUCAUUUUAUUUCCCCCACUUGUUCUCAAACAGUUGAACCUAUUUUGCUCAGACCUUUUGCCUAUGAAUACAAUAAAAUUCACUUUUGGACAAAUGCCAAGCCUGGAAUAUAUAUUUCAGUCCUACAGGCAAGUUUCAGAACAUUACAAUGGUCUGAAAUGGGUUAGAAUGGAGAACAGUGUGCACUUUUCACUUCCAUUAGAAGUGAAGGUGGGAGGGAACCCUCCAAGUAGUGAAUCACACACACAAGGUUAUUUAUUAAGCAGAAAUUAAUGGUGACCAAAAAACUGCCUUAAAUGCUAGUUUGUGCAAAAUAUUAAAAAAAAAUUAAAAAAAGUUUAAAUAUCAGCCCAUUUAGGUCCCAGUCCAGUACCAUGAGAUUUAAAAACCUUAGUAAUUUAAAACCAUCAGUCCUGCUGAAUGUGUUCAUAGAAAAACUUGGUUCAGUGUGAUGACAGGUAAUCUGAGAUCUUAAACACUCUUGUCUUUUCAGCAUCCCUAAGCCUAAAGGAAAGAGAACCAAGGAUACAAAAAAAUCUGUAAAGGUAACUUCAGAGCUUCAA
Molecule: messenger RNA, 2817 nt
Organism: Chrysemys picta bellii (western painted turtle)
Lineage: Eukaryota; Metazoa; Chordata; Testudines; Emydidae
Source: RefSeq, a predicted model, not a curated record